Messenger RNA from Dermacentor andersoni, 4392 nucleotides. RefSeq names its product beta-galactosidase-like. The record is from RefSeq and is a predicted model, not a curated record. Gene Ontology annotation, molecular function: beta-galactosidase activity. Lineage: Eukaryota; Metazoa; Arthropoda; Arachnida; Ixodida; Ixodidae. Gene Ontology annotation, biological process: carbohydrate metabolic process.
UGUACUUCGUCAAAACUGAUAGAACACAUAAUAUUUAAGCACAUCUCAGUCUUCAUUGAAAAUAAUGGCUUCUGCGACGCGCGCUAGGACGACUUCCGUCGUGGUAGAUCCACCGUAACACAACUAUUAGAAACAGUGCAUGAAAUCGCUGCAGCAUUAGACGGUCAAGGCCAAAUUGACAUGGUAUUCUUAUAUUUUGAGAAAGCCUUCGACCGUGUGUCGCACCAAAAGUUCUUAUCAAAGUUAAAACCUAUUGUCAAAAACGACCAGCUACUUCACUGGAUUGAGGCGAAUCUUACGGGAAGGCGACAGACAGUCAUUGUUGAUGAUGCGAAAUCAGACUUAUCCGGUGUGCAAUCUGGAAUCCCACAGGGAUCAGUCUUGGGCCCUCUGUUCUUUCGAGUUUUUAUCAAUGAUAUAGUCAAUAAUAUACCUGUUAAAAUUCGGCUGUUGGCAGAUGACUGCGUAAUUCAUUAUGAAAUUCACAGCGAGGCAGAUCAGACGAUCCCAAAUUCAUCCUUAUCAGCAAUAGCGACAUGGUGCUUAGAGUGGCCAACGAGCAUUAACCUAAGAAAAACAGUAUCAGUGAUCAUUACACGCAAAAAGAAGCCGUUACCUUUUGUAAACAGCAUUGAUGGCCAUGACUUAUCCUCUGUUACACAAUAUAAAUACGUUGGUUUAGUAAUUACGUCGGACCUUAGGUGGAAUAGCCAUGCAACUCACAUUAAAAAAAGCAAGCCAUGAAGAAGCUCGGAUACCUGAGGAAGACGUUAGCUAAAUCUACAAGUAAUAUAAAAUUAUAAGCAUACAAGACUUUCAUCAGACCAUUGCUAGAGUACGCUACUCCUGUCUGAGACCCUUACACCCAAGCAAGCGUAAAUAUUAUUGAAAUAAUACAGCGGAAAUAAGUCAGCUGGGUUUAUUUUUAAUUCCUACCGCCGUCAUACAUUAGUUAGCGCUCUAUUACAGGAGACGAACCUGGAAACCCUAGAGGUAAGGCGAUAUCGAGAGACUCUCAAAUUGUAAUAUUUAAUUCAUUAGGAGCAUGUAAAACUAGAUGAAACAUUGUAUAUUAGACCUUGUAGCCGGCGCCCAACGCGUUCAUCACUAUCAUUCAGGUUAGACGAGUAUUCGCAACACACCACUUUAUUUAAGCAGUCGUUGUUCCCCGGAACCAUGCAUGACUGGAACGCCCUGCCCGAAAACGUUCUUCAAAGCUCAACCUUAUCAUCCUUUGCGCACGCUCUCGUUAAUCUAUGACCCGAAACGUUUCCCACGAUCUCUGCCCUAUUCCAUAUACUAUGUGAUAUAGAUCAUAGCAUGUCAAUGGCACCUUAUUUUUGUGUGUAUAAGCCAUUGUGUAAACAUGUGCUGUAUUUCACAUGUUAUUGGGUUGUUAAACCCUUUGUGUAUAUCCCACUCCUGCCUAGGGCCUGUAAAACAGGCUGGCAGCACGAACAAACAAAAAAAAAAACUGGUAUAUAAUAUGUUAGCCCCGCAGAGCGUGCUUGUAUUAAACUGUUCCGGGCGCUCAAUUUACACCGACUAGCAUAGACCGACUGCAUUGACAAUUUUUUUUUCGUUUCUGCUGAAUCUUUGAGCCUACCUCGCGGGUACUUCUCGCAUUUCUUCCCUACCUUUCAUUUAUCAUUUUCUCUUUCUCUCUUCGUGUCGCAAUGAAAUAUGACACAUUCUUCAGAAGCAGCUGGCUGAAGGACGAUAUGCUUGAAAGCCUCUAUUCUCGUUCCCACAAGUUGAGUGACGCAACACCUUUCCCGCAAUCAGCCUUCUCUUCACGCCGGCCGUCCACAAUUCCGCGGUCUCGGUCGCAGUUUUUCUGUUUCGGGCCGAUGAAUUCCAGUCAGCUCACCCCAAUCGAGGCUUCCCUAACGUGCUUUUUUUUUUUUCUUCAUUGCCCCUUGAUCAUAAUGAGGGGCGUUUCAAAUUCUCAUCCAACAGUGUUGUCAACGCAUCCGGUAGCAUUCCCUCCGUUCUACCACAUAUCGAACAACAGGAAACGGUUACCCAUAAAAAACGCACGUGUUCUUUAUACAACCAAGCCGACGUGCCCAAUCACCGGCAUUGGGUCCCGAGAAAAACAAGAGAGAACGUCAAUUUCCGAUUGAAGGUUGCCAGCCUUGGAGAAGACGAAGGUAAUGCGAAUGAGCUCAUUCAGGCGACAUGACUCAUUUGACUGCGCUCGCUUUCACGGUGACGAUAUUAUUAGGCUCCUCGCAUCGCACGUCACACCGACGCUCCUUUACCGUCGACUACGCGAACAACCAGUUCCUCAAAGAUGGCCAGCCUUUCCGCUUCAUUUCCGGCUCCCUGCACUAUUUCCGCAUCCCAAGGGCGUACUGGAGAGAUCGCAUGGUAAAGAUGAGACUCGCCGGCUUAAACGCGCUGGACGUUUACGUGGAGUGGAGCGGCCACGAAGUGGAACCGGGAAAGUUCAACUUCAAAGGCGACUACGACUUGCAGGUGUUCCUUGACAUCGCCAAGGAAGUCGGGCUGCUGGUGAUCUUCAGACCGGGACCGUACAUAUGCGCCGAAAGAGACAACGGCGGCUUGCCCUAUUGGCUGCUGAGGUUGAAUCCCGCCAUGAGGUACAGGUCGUCAGACAUGACUUAUCUCUCACGCGUGGAGAAGUGGUUCAGCGUGCUGCUGCCCUCGGUGGAGCCGUAUCUCUACAGGAACGGCGGUCCUAUCAUCGCCGUGCAAGUGGAAAACGAGUACGGCCACUACGUUAGCUGCGACGGCUUUUACAUGCGGCACCUGGUCUGGCUUAGCCAAUACUACCUCGGCAGGGACGUCGUCCUGUUCAGGACAGACGAACCGAACGACACGUUAUACAGGUGCGACGAAGUCCAGGGACCGCUGGUGGCGGGCGACUUCGGCUCGGACAAGGACGUCGACCUAAUGUUUCGAUUCGUCAGGAGGGCGAUGAGACAAGGGCCACUCAUCGUGGCCGAGUACUACUCCGGCUGGAUGGACAACUGGGGUCGACGUCACGCCCACGUCGAUCAACGUGUGGUAGUCAGGAACUUGGAUACCAUCCUGCAAUACAACGCGUCGGUGAACUUUUACGUGUUUCACGGAGGAACCAAUUUCGGGUUCACGAACGGCGCGAAUCCGCCGGCUCAGCCGACGAGCUACGACUACGGAGCACCCUUGACCGAAGCAGGCGAUCCGACCUCUACAUACUUCAAGAUAAGAGAGACUGUGGGACGCUACCUGCCGCUUCCGAAGGGAGCGCUGCCAGCUCCGGCACCGAAGUUACAGCUCGGUGCCGUCAGUCUCAACUCGUGCACGUCGCUUGACGAAAUGCGGGGUUUUCUACAGAGACAAGGGUACGUCAAGCCCGUAGUGUCCCAGUGGCCAUUGUCGUUCGAAGCGCUCGGUCAAGCAUACGGGUAUGUCGUUUACACAGUGAGGUCUUCGUUCAGGCAUACGAGCCCGGCCAUUCUUAGUGUGCCGGGUAUCAAGAACAGGGGUUACGUGUUCACCACACAGAGCCGCACGGUCCUGAGCAGCGAUCACUUCGUGUUCAGUGCACCCGUGGUGGUACAGCCCGGUGAGAACAUCACGAUUCUGGUGGAAAACACAGGCAGGGUCAACUACGGCCCUUUGAAUCACGACAUGAAGGGAAUCAUUUCCAACGUCACGUUGGGCAACCACGUGCUUUCUGGCUGGACUAUGGAGCCGUUGCCGUUGGACGCGUCCUAUGUGAUUAGGCACCUGAUUGACGCCCUCGAGAACUCGAGCGUGGGUCGACGGUGCUCCGCGCCCUCUGCCUUCUUCGGGACAUUCGUGCUGCCCAAGGGUGAAAAGGUGUUGGACACCUACCUGGACCCCACAGGCUGGGGUAAAGGCGCGGCCUACGUCAACGGCUUCAACCUGGGCAGGUACUGGCCAAGCAUAGGACCACAGGUGACUCUGUACGUUCCCGGCGUGCUGCUCCGUCCGUACCCGAACAAGAACACGAUCCUGCUCUUCGAAACUGAGUUUACGCCGCCAGGAAACCGGACCGUUAGCUUCGUGGAUGUGGCUAACAUUGACGGUCCUAUUCCUGGUGACACCGUGAGCUUCAGGGGAUAGCGAUCCACGUGCGAUCCACGUGCGUCGCGUCCAGUGCUUCGCGUACGAGUGCUGCUAAGUUUUAGUGGAAACAGCGGCCGAGUGUUUCUCGCAGUCCCGCUACAUCGGCAAGAGUAUCAGCUAGAGAGGCGACCGCGACGAAUUGUAAUCGGAAACUUGAGAGGCGCACCAUGCUACUUGCAGUGUCUUCUACUUCAAGUGAUUAUCACUGUCGAUGAUCGAAACAAAAGUAUGAAAAAAUAGCACGCAUGGAAGAAUAGUGCAAAUGAACAAUAAAGGCAAAGCAUAAACUAA